AUGUACAAGACUCUCUCCUCUCUCGGCGCCAUCGCGGCCUUAGCAGCCACCGCCACCGCCCACGGCACUGUAACGGGCGUCACCAUCAACAACCAGUUCAUGACAGGCUUCAAGCUCGACUUCUACUACCUCAAGAAGAACAAUGGUCAGAUCCCCGAACACAUCGGCUGGUAUGCCGAAGACACCGACAACGGCUUCGUUGGACCCAGCGACUACGGCAGCCCAGACAUCAUCUGCCAUAAGAACGCCAGUCCGGAUCUUAGCUCUGACAAACUUGCCAAGGUUGAGGCUGGUGGCACUAUAACCUUCGAUUGGACUCAGUGGCCCCAGUCUCACGUGGGUCCUCUCCUUACCUAUGUUGCUUCUUACACUGGCGACAUCAGCGCAGUCAAGAAGGAGACUCUAGAAUGGGUAAAGAUCGACGAGGCCGGCUAUGAGGGCGGCCAGUGGGCUGCAAUCAAGAUGAUCAGUCAGAACAACUCUUGGCCUGUCACUGUGCCCAAGAAUCUCGCUCCCGGCAAGUACGUCUUCCGCCAUGAGGCUAUCGCCCUGCAUAGUGCUGGCCAGGCCAAUGGUGCGCAGAACUACCCACAAUGCCUGAACAUCGAAGUCACUGGCAGCGGAACUGAGAAGCCAAAGGGCGUUGUCGGCACCAAGCUAUACACUGCCACCGAUCCCGGAAUUCUCUUCAACGUUUACACUCAGAGCAUUAACUACAAGAUCCCCGGUCCUCCUCUGUUUGGAUCAGGUAGCUCCGGCAGCUCUGGCUCCAGCUCCGGUUCCGGUUCGCCUAAACCAAGUCCUUCCCCGCCGGCCGCCGGCCCUUUCACUCACGAGAAGCCCGCCGUGACUCCCACUCCUGCUUCUCAGAACGGAGGUUCUUCUACCAACAAUGGCAAAACUCCCAAGGGCAACUCUGGCGCACCCUCCAACGGCAAAGGCGGCGCUAAGGGCAAUGCUGGCACCCCCUCUAACGGUAACGGCGCUCCUUCCAACGGCAAUGGCGGUACCCCUACAAACGGUGGAACUCCUACAAGCGGUGACAAUGGCGACGAGCCUUCUUACAGCGGCAACGGCGGCAACCCCUGGGGUGGUAACGGUGGCAACCCAUUUGGUGGCUCACCUCCCAGCGGCUUUCCUGGUUUCCCCAGUGGCUUCCCCGGCGGCGUACCUCCCAACGGCGGCGGCUUUCCUUUCCCCAGCGGCGCUUCUUUCCCCGGUGGUUUCCCAGGCGGUGCUCCUCCCAACGGCGCUCCUUUCCCCGACGGUUUCCCCGGCGGCGGUUUCAGUUUCCCUGAUGGCAGGCCGGCCAACGAUGGCAAUCCUAAUGCUGGUACCCCUACCAACGGUAAGGGUCAGGCUGCCUCUCCUUCUCCUACGCCUGCUGUCGCCGCGUCUGGCAAAGAUGGUGCUUCUUCUGGUACUGGUUCGUCUUCCUCUUCCGGCACCGGUAGUGCAGCUCCCUCGGGUGGUAGUGGCUUGCCCAAGACCUUCACUGUGGAUGAGUUCAUCAAGUGGCUGGAGAAGGUUGCUGGACAAACUGAUGAUGGCAAGAAGAGACGACGACACGCAAGGGCUUUCAGUGGGUUCUAG
This is a messenger RNA of Pyrenophora tritici-repentis Pt-1C-BFP, 1593 nucleotides long. Lineage: Eukaryota; Fungi; Ascomycota; Dothideomycetes; Pleosporales; Pleosporaceae. The record is from RefSeq and is a predicted model, not a curated record.